AUGGACUUCAGACACACCAGAAGUGGACAUCAGGCACACUGUAAAUGGACAUCAGACAAAUCGGAGCGAACAUCAGACACACCGGGAACAGACAUCAGGCACACCGUUAAUGGACAUCAGACACACCGGAAGUGGACUUCAAACACACGGGAAGCAGACAACAGACAUACCAGAAGGGGACUUCAGACACACCGGAAGGGGACAUCAGGCACACCAGAAGGGGACUUCAGACACACCGGAAGAGGACAUCAGGCACACCAGAAGUGGACUUCAGACACACCGGAAGCAGACAACAGACACACCAGAAGUGGACUUCAGACACACCGGAAGGGGACAUCAGGCACACUGGAAAUGGACAUCAGACACACCAGAAGUGGACAACAGACACACCAGAAGGGGAUAUCAGGCACACCGGAAGCGGACAUAAGGCACACCGUAAAUGGGCAUCAGAAACACCGGAAGUGGACUUCAGGCACACCGGAAGCGGAUAACAGACACACCGGAAGCGGACAUAAGGCACACCGGAAAUGGACAUCAGACACACCGGAAGUGGACUUCAGGAACACAAGAAGUGGACUUCAUACACACCGGAAGCGGACAACAGACACACCAGAAGUGGACUUAAGACACACCGGAAGCGACAUCAGGCACACCGGAAAUAAACAUCAGACACACCAGAAGAGGACAUCGGGCACACCGGAAAUGGACAUAGGGCACACUGGAAGUGGACUUCAGGUACACCUGAACUGCACAUCAGGCAAGAACUGA
This is a messenger RNA of Haliotis rufescens (red abalone), 768 nucleotides long. Its product is annotated as filaggrin-like. NCBI's taxonomy places the organism in Eukaryota, Metazoa, Mollusca, Gastropoda, Lepetellida, Haliotidae. The transcript has a single exon. The record is from RefSeq and is a predicted model, not a curated record. The coding region runs from base 1 to 768 and encodes 255 amino acids.